AUGAGGUUCAGGACGCGUAUUGCACACGUCGCGUUACUGCACACACUGGCCAAGGUUUGUGUCAUCCGCCUCAGCGAAGAGAAGGUCCACUUUAUCAUCCCUGGUAAUGAGGGGAAGGAUGGCGUCCAGGUGUGGUCACAAGUCAAGGUGCCAACCCUCUUCGAUCACUACCGAAUAGAGUCAAACGCCAACAAUGAAAUAUGGCUAGAAAUCAACCUCGAUGCGUUCCUCAAGGUUCUCAAGAGUGCAGAUACCACAAGCGGCAGUGCGGGCGACAACCCACGACAGAAUGCGACGUCUCUCACGGACUCGGACGUCAUGCUGAAGCUCAACAAGCGUGACUCGAGGGCGAUCUGGGCCUUUGAUAUCAAGGGCAAGAACCAGUCCGGUCACAUGAUGCACAUCACGCACGAAGUAGCCGUUCACAUCAUUACCUCGAGGAGGCAGAGCGAGCUCAACGAGCCACUGUGUCCGCCUCCAGAUGCGCUGCUGAUGCGCGUUCAGAUCCACCUCGUUCUUCCGAACCUCGCCGAACUGAAGGUCAUCGUCUCACGCCUGAGUCACCUCUCUGAUAAUGUCGCGAUAUCAGCCAACCAUGAGGGAACCAUGGAGCUGCGAGUGAAAUCUACGAGUCUGCAAAUGUCCACGACGUGGUCCAACUUGGGCAUUCCAAACUCAAUUGGUGACGACUCGGAGGCCGAGGCCCCUCCAAAGGAGAAGAUGUUCAAAACCAAUGUCUCCAUUCGAGGUUUCCAAAAGUUCCUCACGAGUCACCACGUUGGAGGCGACGCCAUUGCCUGCAUCUGCGAGGACCACUGUCUCAUUGCCUACGUGUACAUCGACUACCCUUCGUUUCUCCUCUACUUCCUGGAUCAAACCCAUGCGACCGUCACAGCAGCCACGGCCGCGACGAUCCUGUACACGCAGUCGCCACUAGCCGUGUGGUUCAGCCUGGGCGCCGUGGCGUCGACGCUGAUGGCCAAAGUCGCAAAGAAGCUGAUCCGCGAGCCACGGCCCGAUACGCCGCCGCCAGAGUCCAACAAGACGGCGCCAGUCAAGACCAAGCAGACGUACGGGAUGCCAAGCUCGCACUCGACCGCCCUGUCCUACUACUUCUUCUACCUCUUCCCCAUCCUCCCGCUCGUCUCGGCAUCCACGUGGGGCGAGCGCGCAGUGCUCACGGCCGUGUGCGGCACCACCAUCUGGAGCAGAGUUGAGCUCGGGUACCACACUGUCCCGCAGGUGCUUGGCGGAGCCGUAGUCGGUGCGAUCGGCGCAUUCACCUGGUCAUCCCUUUGGGACAAUGUGCCGUCGAUCGAGACCAACAUCCAGACCGCCAUAGACGUCACUCGGCGACUCGUCUGGUCAAAGUAA
Vanrija pseudolonga is the source of this 1374-nucleotide messenger RNA. RefSeq names its product Checkpoint protein hus1 (gene hus1). The record is from RefSeq and is a predicted model, not a curated record. Lineage: Eukaryota; Fungi; Basidiomycota; Tremellomycetes; Trichosporonales; Trichosporonaceae. The transcript has 13 exons. Gene Ontology annotation, biological process: telomere maintenance; nucleotide-excision repair; meiotic DNA integrity checkpoint signaling. The coding region runs from base 1 to 1374 and encodes 457 amino acids. Gene Ontology annotation, cellular component: checkpoint clamp complex; site of double-strand break.